AUGGACCAUGGCAGCCCCGAAUAUCGGUUCGUAUGGAGUUUUAUCUCAUUUUUACCCUUCUUUCUCUUGCUCUUCACCCUUGGCCUUCUCAAAGGGUUGAUCAUAUGUCCAAUUGUGGUUGGCAUCAUAGCAGUUGGAAACUCAGCAGUGGUGAUUGGACUUUGGCCCGCCCAUUUUAUUUGGACAUACUACUGUGUAGCAAAAAGCAAGAGGCUAGGAUGGAUUUUGAAGAUUAUGGUAUUUUUGUCACUGCUAAUUCCCUUGAUCCUGUGGCCCAUCAUUGCAAUUCUUGGAAGUAUCCUUGGUGGGAUAGGAUAUGGGUUUUUUGCUCCCCUGAUCGCAACUUUUGAGGCUGUUGGAGAAAAUGUGACUGACAAAUUUUUCCACUGCUUUACUGAUGGUUGUUGUUCCACUCUUGAAGGCAGCUGUACAGUGGUUCGGGAUUUUACAGAUUUUUGCUUCCAUUCCUACUUCUCCUACAUGGAUGAACUGAUUGAAGAAGGACACGAAGAUGAGAAGCCUAUGGACAUAAAGUUAUCAAAGCUCCCGAGCUGUCUUUUGGUUUCUGUUCUUGCUAUUCUUGUAGAUGUUCUUCUCAUCUCUGCAGUUGCUCUUUGGAAAAGCCCAUACAUGUUAUUCACGGGGUGGAAGAGGCUAUUGGAGGACUUGGUAGGGAGGAAAGGCCCAUUUCUGGAGACAGUAUGUGUCCCAUUUGCUGGCCUAGCAAUCCUUUUAUGGCCUUUAGCUGUAAUAGGAGCCGUGAUGGCUGCUUUCUUCUCCAGCUUCUUUCUUGGUCUUUAUGGUGGAGUGAUUGUCUACCAGGAAGAUUCUCUUUGCAUGGGGCUUGCAUACAUUGUGGCAGUCAUAUCUCUGUUCGAUGAAUAUGCAAACGACUUACUUUAUUUGAGGGAAGGGUCAUGCUUUCCCAGGCCUCGUUACCGGAAAAGCUUGAGUCCUUCCAAUGGCCUUGAGAGAAUAAAAUCACUUGACAGGAAAGCUGGAAGAGAAGGUUCACGCAAUUCAAAGCUUGUUUCAGAAGGAUCAAGAACAGUAAAGCAAGCUAUACAACAAUACACACCAAUGCAGGUAUGGGAUUGUCUCUUUAAAUCUUGCGAAAUUAAUGGAAAAAUGCUCCUCCAAGAGGGUCUGAUAAAUGUCAAAGACAUUGAGGAAUGUAUUCUGAAGGGAAAUUGUAAAAAGCUGGGCAUCAAACUGCCUGCUUUGUCCAUUUUGCAAUGCCUUCUUGCAUCAGCAAAGUCUGGUGGUUCUGGUUUGCUCAUCUCUGAUGAAUUGGAAUUGACCUGGAUUAAUCGGCCAAGAGAUAAAUUUUUUGAUUGGUUCAUCGGGCCACUCUUAACCAUGAAGGAGCAGAUAAGGGGACUUAAACUGGAGGAAAAUGAGGAAAUUUGCCUGAAAAAGCUGAUCAUGGCUUGCAAAAAUGAUAGACCUGAGGAAUGGGAUGACACUGGAUUCCCAUCAAGUGACAAUGUAAGAAGAGCACAACUGCAAGCUGUAAUUAGGAGGCUGCAAGGAAUUGUUGGUUCCAUGUCCCGGAUACCAACAUUUAGACGUCGUUUCAGGAAUUUGGUGAAGAUGUUGUAUAUAGAAGCUGUGCAGACUGGUCUUUUGGUGGAUCAUGCUUCUGGUUCAUCAAAUUCUGGACGUGGUAGCAGAUCCUAUCAAAGAGGGAUCAGAAAAGAUAAGGAUACAGAGGACAGUAAGGAGAUUACUCAAGACAUUGUAAAUGCAGUGUGA
Molecule: messenger RNA, 1755 nt
Organism: Fraxinus pennsylvanica
Lineage: Eukaryota; Viridiplantae; Streptophyta; Magnoliopsida; Lamiales; Oleaceae
Source: the annotation of a GenBank genome assembly